AUGAACCUGUCGGCGUCGGUGUGCUCCGCCGCGAAGCGCAUUCAGAAGGAGCUCGCGGACAUCGGCGCGGAGCCCUCCGCGGACUGCUGGGCGGGGCCGAAAGGCGACAACCUCUUCCAGUGGGUCGCCACCCUGCUCGGCCCGCCAGACUCGCCUUAUCGUGGGGGAGUGUUUUUCCUCGACAUUGCCUUUCCCCAGGACUACCCUUUUAGGCCGCCACAGGUGUGUUUCCGCACGCGCGUGUACCACUGCAACGUGUGCAGCGCCAGUGGGCGCAUUCGGCUGCAUCUGCUGGACGAUGGCUGGAGCCCUGCCAUGACCAUAGCCCGCGUGCUGCAAGCCAUCAUCCACCUGCUGAGGUUCCCUGUUCCUGCCUGGAGCCCUGCCAUGACCAUUGCGCGCCUGCUGCAAGCUGUCAUUCAUCUCCUAAAGUUCCCCGUGCCAGGGCUGGUUGGCGGGUCAGUGGUGGGGAAUCCGGGGAUGGGCGGUGCUGCAUGGGGGGUGGAGGCUCGGCAGUGGGGUGACGGCAAGAGUGUGGAGAUUCGACAGAUGAAGGACAACUUUGGGGUCCUGCUUCUGAACGCGGCAGAGGAAGUGCAGAGGGAACUGGGGGCACAGACAGGCGCAGCGUAUCAGAGAGAGGUGGUGCUAAUGAAUGUGGCAGAGGAGGUUAUUAACGAGCUGGGGAUGAAGACUGGUGCGGAUUACAAGAAAGAGUUCUUCAAGCUGCGGCAGCAGGAGUUCCAGCCGCUCAAGAAGGCCAACUUUGGAGGGCUGGCGUCGCUGGGGUGUGAGCAGCUGUUGGGCGGGCAGGAGGGCGAAGACAAGACACCUGGGAAUCAGAUUGGGGGGGAUGGGGAUAAGGAUGGGGAUAAGGAUGGGGAUAAGGAUGGGGAUAAGGAUGGGGAUAAGGAUGGGGAUAAGGAUGGGGAUAAGGAUGGGGAUAAGGAUGGGGAUAAUGGAUGCGCCAAGAGAGGAGUUUUGGGCCAAGUCACAGCCCAGGUGAGCAUGGUGUGCUGUGCUGGUGGCACAACCAGCCCAGCCCAGGUGAACAUGGUGUGCUGUGCUGGUGGCACAACCAGCCCAGCCCAGGUGAGCAUGGGGUGCUGUGCUGGUGGCACAACCAGCCCAGCCCAGGUGAGCAUGGUGUGCUGUGCUGGUGGCACAACCAGCCCAGCCCAGGUGAGCAUGGUGUGCUGUGCUGGUGGCACAACCAGCCCAGCCCAGGUGAGCAUGGUGUGCUGUGCUGGUGGCACAACCAGCCCAGCCCAGGUGAGCAUGGUGUGCUGUGCUGGUGGCACAACCAGCCCAGCCCAGGUGAGCAUGGUGUGCUGUGCUGGUGGCACAACCAGCCCAGCCCAGGUGAGCAUGGGGUGCUGUGCUGGUGGCACAACCAGCCCAGCCCAGGUGAGCAUGGGGUGCUGUGCUGGUGGCACAACCAGCCCAGCCCAGGUGAGCAUGGUGUGCUGUGCUGGUGGCACAACCAGCCCAGCCCAGGUGAGCAUGGUGUGCUGUGCUGGUGGCACAACCAGCCCAGCCCAGGUGAGCAUGGUGUGCUGUGCUGGUGGCACAACCAGCCCAGCCCAGGUGAGCAUGGUGUGCUGUGCUGGUGGCACAACCAGCCCAGCCCAGGUGAGCAUGGUGUGCUGUGCUGGUGGCACAACCAGCCCAGCCCAGGUGAGCAUGGUGUGCUGUGCUGGUGGCACAACCAGCCCAGCCCAGGUGAGCAUGGUGUGCUGUGCUGGUGGCACAACCAGCCCAGCCCAGGUGAGCAUGGUGUGCUGUGCUGGUGGCACAACCAGCCCAGCCCAGGUGAGCAUGGUGUGCUGUGCUGGUGGCACAACCAGCCCAGCCCAGGUGAGCAUGGUGUGCUGUGCUGGUGGCACAACCAGCCCAGCCCAGGUGAGCAUGGUGUGCUGUGCUGGUGGCACAACCAGCCCAGCCCAGGUGAGCAUGGUGUGCUGUGCUGGUGGCACAACCAGCCCAGCCCAGGUGAGCAUGGGGUGCUGUGCUGGUGGCACAACCAGCCCAGCCCAGGUGAGCAUGGUGUGCUGUGCUGGUGGCACAACCAGCCCAGCCCAGGUGAGCAUGGUGUGCUGUGCUGGUGGCACAACCAGCCCAGCCCAGGUGAGCAUGGUGUGCUGUGCUGGUGGCACAACCAGCCCAGCCCAGGUGAGCAUGGUGUGCUGUGCUGGUGGCACAACCAGCCCAGCCCAGGUGAGCAUGGGGUGCUGUGCUGGUGGCACAACCAGCCCAGCCCAGGUGAGCAUGGGGUGCUGUGCUGGUGGCACAACCAGCCCAGCCCAGGUGAGCAUGGUGUGCUGUGCUGGUGGCACAACCAGCCCAGCCCAGGUGAGCAUGGUGUGCUGUGCUGGUGGCACAACCAGCCCAGCCCAGGUGAGCAUGGUGUGCUGUGCUGGUGGCACAACCAGCCCAGCCCAGGUGAGCAUGGUGUGCUGUGCUGGUGGCACAACCAGCCCAGCCCAGGUGAGCAUGGUGUGCUGUGCUGGUGGCACAACCAGCCCAGCCCAGGUGAGCAUGGGGUGCUGUGCUGGUGGCACAACCAGCCCAGCCCAGGUGAGCAUGGUGUGCUGUGCUGGUGGCACAACCAGCCCAGCCCAGGUGAGCAUGGUGUGCUGUGCUGGUGGCACAACCAGCCCAGCCCAGGUGAGCAUGGUGUGCUGUGCUGGUGGCACAACCAGCCCAGCCCAGGUGAGCAUGGUGUGCUGUGCUGGUGGCACAACCAGCCCAGCCCAGGUGAGCAUGGUGUGCUGUGCUGGUGGCACAACCAGCCCAGCCCAGGUGAGCAUGGUGUGCUGUGCUGGUGGCACAACCAGCCCAGCCCAGGUGAGCAUGGUGUGCUGUGCUGGUGGCACAACCAGCCCAGCCCAGGUGAGCAUGGUGUGCUGUGCUGGUGGCACAACCAGCCCAGCCCAGGUGAGCAUGGUGUGCUGUGCUGGUGGCACAACCAGCCCAGCCCAGGUGAGCAUGGUGUGCUGUGCUGGUGGCACAACCAGCCCAGCCCAGGUGAGCAUGGUGUGCUGUGCUGGUGGCACAACCAGCCCAGCCCAGGUGAGCAUGGUGUGCUGUGCUGGUGGCACAACCAGCCCAGCCCAGGUGAGCAUGGGGUGCUGUGCUGGUGGCACAACCAGCCCAGCCCAGGUGAGCAUGGUGUGCUGUGCUGGUGGCACAACCAGCCCAGCCCAGGUGAGCAUGGUGUGCUGUGCUGGUGGCACAACCAGCCCAGCCCAGGUGAGCAUGGUGUGCUGUGCUGGUGGCACAACCAGCCCAGCCCAGGUGAGCAUGGUGUGCUGUGCUGGUGGCACAACCAGCCCAGCCCAGGUGAGCAUGGUGUGCUGUGCUGGUGGCACAACCAGCCCAGCCCAGGUGAGCAUGGUGUGCUGUGCUGGUGGCACAACCAGCCCAGCCCAGGUGAGCAUGGUGUGCUGUGCUGGUGGCACAACCAGCCCAGCCCAGGUGAGCAUGGUGUGCUGUGCUGGUGGCACAACCAGCCCAGCCCAGGUGAGCAUGGUGUGCUGUGCUGGUGGCACAACCAGCCCAGCCCAGGUGAGCAUGGUGUGCUGUGCUGGUGGCACAACCAGCCCAGCCCAGGUGAGCAUGGUGUGCUGUGCUGGUGGCACAACCAGCCCAGCCCAGGUGAGCAUGGUGUGCUGUGCUGGUGGCACAACCAGCCCAGCCCAGGUGAGCAUGGUGUGCUGUGCUGGUGGCACAACCAGCCCAGCCCAGGUGAGCAUGGUGUGCUGUGCUGGUGGCACAACCAGCCCAGCCCAGGUGAGCAUGGGGUGCUGUGCUGGUGGCACAACCAGCCCAGCCCAGGUGAGCAUGGUGUGCUGUGCUGGUGGCACAACCAGCCCAGCCCAGGUGAGCAUGGGGUGCUGUGCUGGUGGCACAACCAGCCCAGCCCAGGUGAGCAUGGGGUGCUGUGCUGGUGGCACAACCAGCCCAGCCCAGGUGAGCAUGGUGUGCUGUGCUGGUGGCACAACCAGCCCAGCCCAGGUGAGCAUGGUGUGCUGUGCUGGUGGCACAACCAGCCCAGCCCAGGUGAGCAUGGUGUGCUGUGCUGGUGGCACAACCAGCCCAGCCCAGGUGAGCAUGGUGUGCUGUGCUGGUGGCACAACCAGCCCAGCCCAGGUGAGCAUGGUGUGCUGUGCUGGUGGCACAACCAGCCCAGCCCAGGUGAGCAUGGUGUGCUGUGCUGGUGGCACAACCAGCCCAGCCCAGGUGAGCAUGGUGUGCUGUGCUGGUGGCACAACCAGCCCAGCCCAGGUGAGCAUGGGGUGCUGUGCUGGUGGCACAACCAGCCCAGCCCAGGUGAGCAUGGUGUGCUGUGCUGGUGGCACAACCAGCCCAGCCCAGGUGAGCAUGGUGUGCUGUGCUGGUGGCACAACCAGCCCAGCCCAGGUGAGCAUGGUGUGCUGUGCUGGUGGCACAACCAGCCCAGCCCAGGUGAGCAUGGGGUGCUGUGCUGGUGGCACAACCAGCCCAGCCCAGGUGAGCAUGGUGUGCUGUGCUGGUGGCACAACCAGCCCAGCCCAGGUGAGCAUGGGGUGCUGUGCUGGUGGCACAACCAGCCCAGCCCAGGUGAGCAUGGUGUGCUGUGCUGGUGGCACAACCAGCCCAGCCCAGGUGAGCAUGGUGUGCUGUGCUGGUGGCACAACCAGCCCAGCCCAGGUGAGCAUGGUGUGCUGUGCUGGUGGCACAACCAGCCCAGCCCAGGUGAGCAUGGUGUGCUGUGCUGGUGGCACAACCAGCCCAGCCCAGGUGAGCAUGGUGUGCUGUGCUGGUGGCACAACCAGCCCAGCCCAGGUGAGCAUGGUGUGCUGUGCUGGUGGCACAACCAGCCCAGCCCAGGUGAGCAUGGUGUGCUGUGCUGGUGGCACAACCAGCCCAGCCCAGGUGAGCAUGGUGUGCUGUGCUGGUGGCACAACCAGCCCAGCCCAGGUGAGCAUGGGGUGCUGUGCUGGUGGCACAACCAGCCCAGCCCAGGUGAGCAUGGUGUGCUGUGCUGGUGGCACAACCAGCCCAGCCCAGGUGAGCAUGGUGUGCUGUGCUGGUGGCACAACCAGCCCAGCCCAGGUGAGCAUGGUGUGCUGUGCUGGUGGCACAACCAGCCCAGCCCAGGUGAGCAUGGUGUGCUGUGCUGGUGGCACAACCAGCCCAGCCCAGGUGAGCAUGGUGUGCUGUGCUGGUGGCACAACCAGCCCAGCCCAGGUGAGCAUGGUGUGCUGUGCUGGUGGCACAACCAGCCCAGCCCAGGUGAGCAUGGUGUGCUGUGCUGGUGGCACAACCAGCCCAGCCCAGGUGAGCAUGGUGUGCUGUGCUGGUGGCACAACCAGCCCAGCCCAGGUGAGCAUGGGGUGCUGUGCUGGUGGCACAACCAGCCCAGCCCAGGUGAGCAUGGGGUGCUGUGCUGGUGGCACAACCAGCCCAGCCCAGGUGAGCAUGGUGUGCUGUGCUGGUGGCACAACCAGCCCAGCCCAGGUGAGCAUGGUGUGCUGUGCUGGUGGCACAACCAGCCCAGCCCAGGUGAGCAUGGGGUGCUGUGCUGGUGGCACAACCAGCCCAGCCCAGGUGAGCAUGGGGUGCUGUGCUGGUGGCACAACCAGCCCAGCCCAGGUGAGCAUGGUGUGCUGUGCUGGUGGCACAACCAGCCCAGCCCAGGUGAGCAUGGUGUGCUGUGCUGGUGGCACAACCAGCCCAGCCCAGGUGAGCAUGGUGUGCUGUGCUGGUGGCACAACCAGCCCAGCCCAGGUGAGCAUGGUGUGCUGUGCUGGUGGCACAACCAGCCCAGCCCAGGUGAGCAUGGUGUGCUGUGCUGGUGGCACAACCAGCCCAGCCCAGGUGAGCAUGGGGUGCUGUGCUGGUGGCACAACCAGCCCAGCCCAGGUGAGCAUGGUGUGCUGUGCUGGUGGCACAACCAGCCCAGCCCAGGUGAGCAUGGUGUGCUGUGCUGGUGGCACAACCAGCCCAGCCCAGGUGAGCAUGGUGUGCUGUGCUGGUGGCACAACCAGCCCAGCCCAGGUGAGCAUGGUGUGCUGUGCUGGUGGCACAACCAGCCCAGCCCAGGUGAGCAUGGUGUGCUGUGCUGGUGGCACAACCAGCCCAGCCCAGGUGAGCAUGGUGUGCUGUGCUGGUGGCACAACCAGCCCAGCCCAGGUGAGCAUGGGGUGCUGUGCUGGUGGCACAACCAGCCCAGCCCAGGUGAGCAUGGUGUGCUGUGCUGGUGGCACAACCAGCCCAGCCCAGGUGAGCAUGGUGUGCUGUGCUGGUGGCACAACCAGCCCAGCCCAGGUGAGCAUGGUGUGCUGUGCUGGUGGCACAACCAGCCCAGCCCAGGUGAGCAUGGUGUGCUGUGCUGGUGGCACAACCAGCCCAGCCCAGGUGAGCAUGGUGUGCUGUGCUGGUGGCACAACCAGCCCAGCCCAGGUGAGCAUGGGGUGCUGUGCUGGUGGCACAACCAGCCCAGCCCAGGUGAGCAUGGUGUGCUGUGCUGGUGGCACAACCAGCCCAGCCCAGGUGAGCAUGGUGUGCUGUGCUGGUGGCACAACCAGCCCAGCCCAGGUGAGCAUGGUGUGCUGUGCUGGUGGCACAACCAGCCCAGCCCAGGUGAGCAUGGUGUGCUGUGCUGGUGGCACAACCAGCCCAGCCCAGGUGAGCAUGGUGUGCUGUGCUGGUGGCACAACCAGCCCAGCCCAGGUGAGCAUGGUGUGCUGUGCUGGUGGCACAACCAGCCCAGCCCAGGUGAGCAUGGGGUGCUGUGCUGGUGGCACAACCAGCCCAGCCCAGGUGAGCAUGGUGUGCUGUGCUGGUGGCACAACCAGCCCAGCCCAGGUGAGCAUGGUGUGCUGUGCUGGUGGCACAACCAGCCCAGCCCAGGUGAGCAUGGUGUGCUGUGCUGGUGGCACAACCAGCCCAGCCCAGGUGAGCAUGGUGUGCUGUGCUGGUGGCACAACCAGCCCAGCCCAGGUGAGCAUGGUGUGCUGUGCUGGUGGCACAACCAGCCCAGCCCAGGUGAGCAUGGUGUGCUGUGCUGGUGGCACAACCAGCCCAGCCCAGGUGAGCAUGGGGUGCUGUGCUGGUGGCACAACCAGCCCAGCCCAGGUGAGCAUGGUGUGCUGUGCUGGUGGCACAACCAGCCCAGCCCAGGUGAGCAUGGUGUGCUGUGCUGGUGGCACAACCAGCCCAGCCCAGGUGAGCAUGGUGUGCUGUGCUGGUGGCACAACCAGCCCAGCCCAGGUGAGCAUGGUGUGCUGUGCUGGUGGCACAACCAGCCCAGCCCAGGUGAGCAUGGUGUGCUGUGCUGGUGGCACAACCAGCCCAGCCCAGGUGAGCAUGGUGUGCUGUGCUGGUGGCACAACCAGCCCAGCCCAGGUGAGCAUGGUGUGCUGUGCUGGUGGCACAACCAGCCCAGCCCAGGUGAGCAUGGUGUGCUGUGCUGGUGGCACAACCAGCCCAGCCCAGGUGAGCAUGGUGUGCUGUGCUGGUGGCACAACCAGCCCAGCCCAGGUGAGCAUGGUGUGCUGUGCUGGUGGCACAACCAGCCCAGCCCAGGUGAGCAUGGUGUGCUGUGCUGGUGGCACAACCAGCCCAGCCCAGGUGAGCAUGGGGUGCUGUGCUGGUGGCACAACCAGCCCAGCCCAGGUGAGCAUGGUGUGCUGUGCUGGUGGCACAACCAGCCCAGCCCAGGUGAGCAUGGGGUGCUGUGCUGGUGGCACAACCAGCCCAGCCCAGGUGAGCAUGGUGUGCUGUGCUGGUGGCACAACCAGCCCAGCCCAGGUGAGCAUGGGGUGCUGUGCUGGUGGCACAACCAGCCCAGCCCAGGUGAGCAUGGGGUGCUGUGCUGGUGGCACAACCAGCCCAGCCCAGGUGAGCAUGGUGUGCUGUGCUGGUGGCACAACCAGCCCAGCCCAGGUGAGCAUGGUGUGCUGUGCUGGUGGCACAACCAGCCCAGCCCAGGUGAGCAUGGUGUGCUGUGCUGGUGGCACAACCAGCCCAGCCCAGGUGAGCAUGGUGUGCUGUGCUGGUGGCACAACCAGCCCAGCCCAGGUGAGCAUGGUGUGCUGUGCUGGUGGCACAACCAGCCCAGCCCAGGUGAGCAUGGUGUGCUGUGCUGGUGGCACAACCAGCCCAGCCCAGGUGAGCAUGGUGUGCUGUGCUGGUGGCACAACCAGCCCAGCCCAGGUGAGCAUGGUGUGCUGUGCUGGUGGCACAACCAGCCCAGCCCAGGUGAGCAUGGGGUGCUGUGCUGGUGGCACAACCAGCCCAGCCCAGGUGAGCAUGGUGUGCUGUGCUGGUGGCACAACCAGCCCAGCCCAGGUGAGCAUGGUGUGCUGUGCUGGUGGCACAACCAGCCCAGCCCAGGUGAGCAUGGUGUGCUGUGCUGGUGGCACAACCAGCCCAGCCCAGGUGAGCAUGGUGUGCUGUGCUGGUGGCACAACCAGCCCAGCCCAGGUGAGCAUGGUGUGCUGUGCUGGUGGCACAACCAGCCCAGCCCAGGUGAGCAUGGUGUGCUGUGCUGGUGGCACAACCAGCCCAGCCCAGGUGAGCAUGGUGUGCUGUGCUGGUGGCACAACCAGCCCAGCCCAGGUGAGCAUGGGGUGCUGUGCUGGUGGCACAACCAGCCCAGCCCAGGUGAGCAUGGUGUGCUGUGCUGGUGGCACAACCAGCCCAGCCCAGGUGAGCAUGGUGUGCUGUGCUGGUGGCACAACCAGCCCAGCCCAGGUGAGCAUGGGGUGCUGUGCUGGUGGCACAACCAGCCCAGCCCAGGUGAGCAUGGUGUGCUGUGCUGGUGGCACAACCAGCCCAGCCCAGGUGAGCAUGGGGUGCUGUGCUGGUGGCACAACCAGCCCAGCCCAGGUGAGCAUGGUGUGCUGUGCUGGUGGCACAACCAGCCCAGCCCAGGUGAGCAUGGGGUGCUGUGCUGGUGGCACAACCAGCCCAGCCCAGGUGAGCAUGGGGUGCUGUGCUGGUGGCACAACCAGCCCAGCCCAGGUGAGCAUGGUGUGCUGUGCUGGUGGCACAACCAGCCCAGCCCAGGUGAGCAUGGUGUGCUGUGCUGGUGGCACAACCAGCCCAGCCCAGGUGAGCAUGGUGUGCUGUGCUGGUGGCACAACCAGCCCAGCCCAGGUGAGCAUGGUGUGCUGUGCUGGUGGCACAACCAGCCCAGCCCAGGUGAGCAUGGUGUGCUGUGCUGGUGGCACAACCAGCCCAGCCCAGGUGAGCAUGGUGUGCUGUGCUGGUGGCACAACCAGCCCAGCCCAGGUGAGCAUGGUGUGCUGUGCUGGUGGCACAACCAGCCCAGCCCAGGUGAGCAUGGUGUGCUGUGCUGGUGGCACAACCAGCCCAGCCCAGGUGAGCAUGGGGUGCUGUGCUGGUGGCACAACCAGCCCAGCCCAGGUGAGCAUGGUGUGCUGUGCUGGUGGCACAACCAGCCCAGCCCAGGUGAGCAUGGUGUGCUGUGCUGGUGGCACAACCAGCCCAGCCCAGGUGAGCAUGGUGUGCUGUGCUGGUGGCACAACCAGCCCAGCCCAGGUGAGCAUGGUGUGCUGUGCUGGUGGCACAACCAGCCCAGCCCAGGUGAGCAUGGUGUGCUGUGCUGGUGGCACAACCAGCCCAGCCCAGGUGAGCAUGGUGUGCUGUGCUGGUGGCACAACCAGCCCAGCCCAGGUGAGCAUGGUGUGCUGUGCUGGUGGCACAACCAGCCCAGCCCAGGUGAGCAUGGUGUGCUGUGCUGGUGGCACAACCAGCCCAGCCCAGGUGAGCAUGGGGUGCUGUGCUGGUGGCACAACCAGCCCAGCCCAGGUGAGCAUGGGGUGCUGUGCUGGUGGCACAACCAGCCCAGCCCAGGUGAGCAUGGUGUGCUGUGCUGGUGGCACAACCAGCCCAGCCCAGGUGAGCAUGGUGUGCUGUGCUGGUGGCACAACCAGCCCAGCCCAGGUGAGCAUGGUGUGCUGUGCUGGUGGCACAACCAGCCCAGCCCAGGUGAGCAUGGUGUGCUGUGCUGGUGGCACAACCAGCCCAGCCCAGGUGAGCAUGGUGUGCUGUGCUGGUGGCACAACCAGCCCAGCCCAGGUGAGCAUGGUGUGCUGUGCUGGUGGCACAACCAGCCCAGCCCAGGUGAGCAUGGUGUGCUGUGCUGGUGGCACAACCAGCCCAGCCCAGGUGAGCAUGGUGUGCUGUGCUGGUGGCACAACCAGCCCAGCCCAGGUGAGCAUGGUGUGCUGUGCUGGUGGCACAACCAGCCCAGCCCAGGUGAGCAUGGUGUGCUGUGCUGGUGGCACAACCAGCCCAGCCCAGGUGAGCAUGGGGUGCUGUGCUGGUGGCACAACCAGCCCAGGUGAGCAUGGGGUGCUGUGCUGGUGGCACAACCAGCCCAGUGGGAGCUCAUUGCCAGCCUGUUCCCCACGCUUACUCUCUCUUGCUCCCCCCUCUCUUCCCUACUUCCCCCCUCCCCUCCCUUCUUCCCCCCUCCCCUCACGUCCUCCCCCCCCAAAUUCAUCUCUUCCUCUCCAGUGGAAGCUGAUCGCCCGCCUGUUCCCCACACAGCGAGUCAGGCAGGAGAUCAGCACUUGCCUGGGGAGUGAGCUGCUGGAUGGAGUGGCACCAGAAGCACUUCCCUGUCUCCAGCCGUCAAUACCCAUCGGCCAUAAUCGCCGCCCUCCCUGCUUUCUUAAGGCUCCUCUCCCCCCUCGCCCCCCAUUUGUCUCUCGCAGGCGAUCAGUUCCCGCCUGGGGAGAAAGCUGCUGGACCGAGUGGCGCCAGAAGCAGUUCCCGGUUUCAGCCAUCCCAUCUCUCGUAAACCUCCUGCCCCCUGCCCCCCUGUCCCCCCUACGUCUCUCGCAGGAGAUCAGCACCCGCCUCGGGAGGAAGCUGCUCGAUCGAGUGGCACCAGAAGCACUUCCCCUGUUUCUGCCCUCCCUGAUUUCUUUGGCCUCUUCUUCACCCCCUUUACCCUGGGUUUCCCUCGCAGGAGAUCAGUGCCCGCCUGGGGAGGAAGCUUCUAGACCGAGUGGCACCAGAAGCACACCGCCAGCAUCAUCAUCAGCCGAACAGGUGGACGACCAGGAUUGGCUGGACCCGCCGUCGCUGCUGUCAAAGCAAUCCCUCCCACCACCACCACCACCAGCAGCAGCCGGAGGGGGGGAGGUGCGGCCAGCAGGGCUGGUGGCUGGGGUGGAGGAGAUUUUGCAACGCCUGCUGGACGUGGGGUUCCUGCAGGUGGGUGGAUGGUUGAAACACAGCCAGAUGUCUGGCGUUGUUGGUUGCAGGUGGUCGUUUCGGGCCCGUGUGAACAGAGGAACGGGUGGGAAGGAGAGGUGCGGCCAGCAGGGAGGGCUGGUGGCUGGGGUGGAGGAGAUCUUGCAACGCCUGCUGGGUGUGGGGUUUCUGCAGGUGGGUGGGUGGAAGGGGUCAGGGGUUGGGGGAUUGAUGGUGGGAGGUGAGUGCUGUAGGGUCAUGAGAGGAGACAAUGAGUGGGGAGGGCUGGUGGCUGGGUUGGAGGAGAUCCUGCAGCGACUGCUGGACGUGGGCUUCCUGCAGUGCAGAAAUGCUGGCUGGGGUGGAAGAGGUUCUUCACUGCCUGCUGGAUGUGGGGUUCCUUUCCUUCCUACACUGUCGAGUGGGUGGCAGCAGCAGGCGGUGGCCUACACUGUGGACUGGGUGGCAGCAGCAGGCGGUGGUGGGGCAGAGUGGGAUAAGGAUCGCCGAGGCAGCAUGCAAGUGAAGGUGCAGGGACCGGCCAAUCUGGAUGGAGCAGUGCUGUUGCUUGCAGAGAGUAACUAUGCUCAGCGCUACUCCUCCUCCAUCAUCCGAGCCUUCUUUGAGCGAAUGGGGGUGCAGGCUGACGUGGAUGAGUACUUCUACAGGGAGAAACUCAAUUACAAGCCCAAGUCGCUUCUCGAACAAGCAGUUCUUUCGCUCGGUGACCCUCUUGUCCCG
Molecule: messenger RNA, 11958 nt
Organism: Closterium sp. Naga37s-1
Lineage: Eukaryota; Viridiplantae; Streptophyta; Zygnematophyceae; Desmidiales; Closteriaceae
Source: the annotation of a GenBank genome assembly